This is a messenger RNA of Capsaspora owczarzaki ATCC 30864, 1480 nucleotides long. RefSeq names its product COP9 signalosome complex subunit 2. Bases 29 to 1366 code for a protein of 445 amino acids. Gene Ontology annotation, cellular component: COP9 signalosome. NCBI's taxonomy places the organism in Eukaryota, Filasterea, Ministeriida, Capsasporidae. The record is from RefSeq and is a predicted model, not a curated record. The transcript is spliced from 3 exons. Gene Ontology annotation, biological process: protein deneddylation.
UUUUGUUUGAUUCUUGUUCUUUGCAACCAUGGACGACGAUGACUUUAUGGAUGACGACGGUGGCGAAGAGGACUACGGCUUGGAAUACGAGAGCGACGAAGGCUCGGAGCCGGACGUCGACCUUGAGAACCAGUACUACAACUCGAAGGCGUUGAAGGACUCGGAACCCAGGGACGCGCUCGAGUCGUUCGAACAGGUGCUCACGCUGGAGGGCGACACACAGGGCGAGUGGGGCUUCAAGGCGCUCAAGCAGAUGGUCAAGCUGAACUUUCGGCUGGGCAAGCACCAGGCCAUGAUGAAAAAGUACAGACAGCUGCUGACUUACAUCAAGUCGGCCGUGACGCGAAACUACUCGGAGAAGAGCAUCAACUCGAUUCUCGACUACAUUUCCGUCUCCAACCAAAUGGACGUGCUGCAAGAGUUCUACGAGACCACCCUGGAGACACUGCGAGAGGCGCGCAACGACCGUCUCUGGUUCAAGACCAACCUCAAGCUCGGCAAGCUGUACUUUGACCGCGAGGAGUUUGGGCGAUUGACCAAGAUUCUCAAGCAGCUGCACGAGUCGUGCCAGAACGAAGAUGGCUCGGAAGAUCAAAAGAAGGGCACUCAGCUUCUUGAGAUUUACGCCCUCGAAAUCCAAAUGUACACUGCACAGAAGAACACGAAAAAGCUCAAGGCGCUGUACGAGCGCUCGCUCCGCGUCAAGUCCGCCAUCCCUCAUCCGCUCAUCAUGGGCGUCAUCCGCGAGUGUGGUGGCAAGAUGCAUCUCGGCGAAGGCGCUUGGGCUGAGGCCAACCAAGACUUUUUCGAGGCCUUCAAGAACUACGACGAGUCCGGCUCGUCGCGCCGCAUCCAGUGCCUCAAGUACCUCGUGCUGGCCAACAUGCUGAUGCAGUCCGAGAUCAACCCUUUCGACUCGCAAGAAGCCAAGCCCUACAAGAACGAUCCUGAAAUUCUCGCAAUGACAAACCUCGUGUCGGCCUACCAGCGCAACGACAUUGCCGAGUUUGAAAAGAUUCUGCGCGAUAACAAGAAGAACAUUAUGGAUGAUCCAUUCGUUCGUGCCUAUGUUGAGGAUUUGCUCAAAAACAUUCGAACGCAAGUCUUGAUCAAGGUCAUCAAGCCCUACACGCGAAUCGGCCUGCCAUUCAUCUGCUCAGAGUUGAACAUUUCUUUGGCCGAGGUGGAGCACCUGCUCGUCUCGCUCAUUCUCGAUCAGCAAAUCGCUGGCCAUAUCGAUCAGGUCAAUCAGCUGCUCGUGUUGGACCAGCAGUCCCUUCGCCAGGGCACACAAAAGUUUGUGGCGGUCGACAAGUGGGUCCGAAAUCUGACCACGCUUCACUCGUCGCUGAUCGGCAAGGCAUAACGUUUGAGUUGUGCAUGUGUUGGUCGUACUGCCAGUGUUGAUUUUUAUUGCUUUCGUCUGUGAUUUUACCGCUCGUAUCUUGUUCAAAUGCAAGCAACUCGUUGAACAAAAUGG